AUGGGGAAGUCGUACCCGACACCGAGCGAGGAGUACCUGAAGGCCGUUGAUAAGGCGAAGAGGAAGCUCCGUGGCCUCAUUGCCGACAAGAGUUGUGCUCCUUUGAUGCUACGUCUAGCGUAAGAAUGGCUACCUGACGAUCUCCCUCGUUACAUCGAACACCAUUUCUGUUAAAUCGAUUUUGAUCCUGAUCUAUACAUCUCGAUAUGCUUACUGCUGUUACGAUGCAAUGACCACCAGAUGGCACUCUGCGGGCACAUUCGACAUGGCGACGAAAACUGGCGGGCCGUUCGGGACCAUUAGGGACCCUGCCGAGCUCGCGCACGUAGCCAAUACUGGUCUCGACAUAGCAGUCCGUCUGCUGGCGCCGAUCAAGGAACAGUUCCCCAUCCUCUCCUACGCCGACUUUUAUCAGGUUAGAUUUUUCGUAUAGAUUUUUUUCCAACCGUUCUCUUGCUCUAGUAUUUCUAUCCCUCACAGUAGGUCAUUUUUUGUUCAUUGCUUUCAUUGGACAGUUGGCAGGGGUGGCCGCUGUCGAGGUCACCGGAGGACCUGAUGUCCCUUUCCAUCCCGGAAGGGAGGUAAGAGAUCUCUGACACCCUUAUUUUUCUGAGAACGUAUAUAGGUUUGAACCGAUGAAGUCGGAUUUUUUUUCUCUGCAAACCUGAAGAUGCGUUGAUCGUUUUUGUUUUUAUUGAUUAUUCAUCUAUUCGACAUCUAAAAAAUAAUCUCGGCAUAUCAAUGCAAACCUGAAGGCUAUGUGUUUACUGUGAUUUUUAUAACUAUAUACUCUUUUCUUAUCGCCUGUCUGCUUCUUUUCGGCAUAUAAUGAUCGGAAAAAGAAACGCCAUUACUUCCUCAAUUAAUUUGGAUGAAUUCGUAUACACAUCUGCUCAUUUUCCCGGUGUUCUUCUCAAAUUAGUGAAAUCUUACCGGAUAAUUCCAAGGCAAUACGCUUCCGAUCUAGCAUGUCGCUUUAAUUAUUUAUUUACUAGGGAAUGCAUGCCAUUUAUCUCUUCCAAAAACAGAAUAAAACACAUACACUUUUCUUCCGACAGCAAGGCAGCGUGUUACUUGUUCUUCUUAUGUGCAACCCGUGCAACGUGGGAGGCAAUUCUUCUAUGAUUCAGUUCCCCGUUUUCCUCUUUUGAUGCUCUUUUAAGGCCGGAAGAGCCGUUGUCAGUAAAUCUUGCGAAUUUUUGGGAACCCGAGUAAAUAGGAUUUGCUAAGUACUGUCAUCCUCACUCACAUGGUUUACUGAUUUGUUGAAUUUUUACAUCUGCCCUUGUUUUGUUCAAGAUUCGAUUGCCUCUUCUUCUUCCGCCUUUUUCUCUCUUUCCAUACGAACAUAGUCUUCAUGUAGUUUGGAGGUAUGGUGGGUGGGGGUCUGCGUUCUUUCUAAUGUUAAUGCCCACUGAAGUUAUUUUCUAACGUUUUCAGGACAAGCCAACACCCCCUCCGGAGGGUCGUCUGCCAGAUGCCACUCAAGGUAAAGCGCUUCAAUUCCUCCUACUGCCGAUCGUUCCACUGGGUUUUGGUAUCAGUCACGUGAUCUUCAUAUUUCCACGCAGGCUCCGACCACCUAAGACAUGUGUUUGGUGCCCAGAUGGGCCUUAGCGACCAGGACAUCGUCGCUCUCUCUGGAGGCCACACCCUGGUUCGUAUAACUGUUUUGCCCGCCAUUACAUCCUCGUCAACUUUUCCGCCGACGUAACGCGAUUCUCUAUGUAACUUCGCAGGGUAGGGCACACAAGGAACGUUCCGGCUUCGAGGGCCCUUGGACCGUAAACCCUAACAUCUUCGACAACUCCUACUUCAAGUGAGAACGAAGCUACACACACUCCUUUGUACUUCAUUCUUCAUUCUUCCUUUCCACAAUGUAAUCAGUGUUACUCUCUCUCUCUCUCUCUUAGGGAGCUCCUCACGGGGGAGAAGGAAGGCCUUCUCCAGCUGCCAUCUGACAAAGCCCUUCUCAAUGACCCCGUCUUCCGCCCCCUCGUGGAGAAAUACGCGGCUGUAAGCCCUCCCCCUCCCCCUCUACGACCGCGCUUCCGCCAUUUAUGAUUCCCACCAGCUCACUCAAUUCUCUCUCACUCCUGUGCCAUCAGGACGAGGACGCCUUCUUCGCCGACUAUGCCGAAGCCCACCUAAAGCUCUCCGAACUCGGGUAAGAAGAAACCUGAAGCACAUACAUACAUAUGCUCGCUCAGAUGACGAUUUUCUCACCCGUUGACUUAUCCUCGUGGUCGUCUCCAGUUAUGCCGACUGUUGA
This is a messenger RNA of Spirodela intermedia, 2272 nucleotides long. NCBI's taxonomy places the organism in Eukaryota, Viridiplantae, Streptophyta, Magnoliopsida, Alismatales, Araceae. The record is from the annotation of a GenBank genome assembly.